ACGCCAAUACGUACAGCUAAUACACAUACAUUACAUACACACAAAAGCACACUCAAAAUUUAAGAUUAAUCAUCAAAUCAAAUCUUUCUUUCUUCUACAUCACAAUCUUAUAAUUAUUGUUAUUUUUUAAUCCAGAAAACUGAAACAAAUUUUCUGAUUUUGUUUUUGGAUUCAAUUUUCCAUUUUACUCGAUUUUUGGCUCAAAUGUAGAGUGCGACGACACUGGAGAGAGACUGAGUCUACCGUUUAUUUAAAAUUACAUCACUCUUUUUCCAGAAUUUCGCAAAACAGAUUGGGGGCAGAAACCAUCUAUGGCUUCCAGCUUCAGUCCGUCAUGGAGCCCCGGCAAUGGUGCUGUUGGUGGCAGUUCGAGGUUCCAGUUGGGUGGACUCGGCGGUGUCUCCAGGCUAAGAUCUUCCUCCCACAAGAAGCCGCCGGAGCCACUGCGUCGAGCCGUAGCCGAUUGCCUUUCCUCAUCUUCUUCCUCGACUACCUCAUCCCACCAUGGCACCACUUCCUUCACUGCUCUUCUCACAGAGGCUUCCAGAACUCUCCGGGACUAUUUAGCUUCGCCUUCUACAAUAGACUUAGCUUACAAUGUGAUUUUAGAACAUACCAUCGCAGAGAGGGAGCGCAGCCCUGCAGUUGUUUCAAGAUGUGUGGCACUUCUGAAACGCUACCUACUACGAUACAAACCCAGUGAGGAGACAUUACUCCAGGUAGAUCGGUUUUGUGUGAACAUAAUUUCUGAGUGUGACACUAGUCCAAUCCGAAGAUUGCCUUCACGAGCUUCAAUUCAACAAACAGGUUCAUCGACAGCAUCUACAAUUACAUCUCCUUUGCCUGUUUCCAGUUUUACUUCCGGGGCUCUUGUAAAGUCGUUAAAUUAUGUGCGUUCCUUAGUGUCUCAACACAUUCCAAAGCGGCUAUUCCAACCUGCCGCUUUUGCUGGAGCCCCUUCAGCUUCGAGGCAGGCACUUCCAACUCUGUCAUCUUUGUUAAGUAAAUCUUUCAACUCCCAAUUAAGCCCUGCCCAUAGUGCAGAACCUUCAGAAAAUAAAGAUAUCACGAGUUUAUCUCUUUCAAACUCAUCAAACAUUGAAAAGGUUGAUGGAACAGAUGAUUCUGAAUACAUUGCAAAUGAUGUUCUCAAAUGGCGGUGGCUCGGGGAAUGUCAGUCAUCAUUUUUGCCAACUGAUAGUGAUCGUGCUACAAAUCCUCAAGACAUGAGAGCUCGGAAUUUCAUAGAAGUAGGUGCAGCAGCUUUACUUGUGGGUGACAUUGAUGCCAAAAUGAAAGGCCAACCUUGGAAAUAUUUUGGAACUGCUGAUAUGCCGUAUCUUGAUCAACUGCUGCAGCCUUCACCAGUAACAACAAUCACAGAUUCUGCCUCUGCACGUCCUCACUUGAGAGCAAUAACAUCAUCUAAACGCAUCAGAGCAGGCCCUCAGCAUAUAUGGCAUGAUUCUCCAGCGAGCACUUUCCGUCCGCGGGCUAGACAAUUAUUCCAAUAUCGCCACUACAGUGAACAACAGCCUUUGCGAUUGAACCCUGCUGAGGUAUCUGAGGUCAUUGCUGCAGUUUGCUCUGAGACAUCUUCAUCUUCACCAAAUGCUAAUGUCAUGACAGUAUCAACUAGAUUAAAUAGUCACAGUGGAAAACCAUCAAUGGAUGUUGCCGUGAGCGUCCUUGUUAAACUCAUCAUUGACAUGUAUGUUUCGGAUUCUGGGACUGCGGCUCCUUUCACAUUAUUUAUGCUGGAGGAAAUGCUCAGUUCUCCAAAAACAGCUUGUAGAUCUCGUGCAUUUGAUUUGAUUUUGAACCUUGGUGUUCAUGCUCAAUUGCUAGAGCCAAUGAUGACUGAUAGCACAUCCGCAAUUGAAGAAGAGUAUUCACAGGAAUCAUACUUUGACAGUGAAGCUAAACUUGCACUUCAAGGAAAAGUGAAAACUGAUUCUCUUAAGAUGGGCGCAUCCUCGGCUAUUCAUAAUUUUGAGUCUUGGAUUUUGAACAUUUUAUAUGAGAUACUUCUUCUUCUUGUUCAGAUUGAAGAAAAGGAAGAAUCUGUUUGGGCUUCUGCAUUAAGCUGUUUACUAUAUUUUGUCUGUGAUAGAGGAAAAAUCUUGAGAAACAGGUUAAAUGGUCUUGACAUAAGGGUUAUUAAGGCACUUCUAGAAAUUAGCAGGAAGAAUUCUUGGGCAGAAGUAGUUCACUGCAAACUUAUUUCUAUGUUGGCAAACAUGUUUUAUCAUGUCCCAGAAGGACAUUCAAUGGCUGCAAGUCCCCCAUUGUUCCUUGUAGAACAGAUUGAUCUGAUUGGUGGAAUUGAGUUCAUUUUUCUAGAGUAUACCCUUGCAAACUCAAGGGAAGAGAGGAGAAGUCUGUAUUUGGUCCUUUUUGACUUUGUUCUGCAUGGAGUAAAUGAAACCUGUACGUGUACGGGGGGCACGGAGUAUAGUGAGGAUGAGAUACAGCCUCUUGCAGCUCUGCUUUCUCUAGCAGAUGCCCCUGAAGCUUUUUAUAUUUCUGUAAAGCUCGGGGUCGAAGGUAUUGGAGAGAUUCUGAGGAGAUCGGUUUCUGCUACAUUGUCCAGAUAUCCCAACAGCGAUCGAUUAAACACGCUAUUAGAGACUGUAACAGAGAAAUUUGAUGCGAUUAUAAGUUCAUUUACUCAUUUGGACAAUGAGUUCUCCCAUAUGCUGCAGACAACAAAAUCUUACAAGUUCCUGGAAAGCAUUGAAGGUGAAGUUCUGAGAAAUGGUAUUGACAUGAAAGUAAAACACUCAUGGGCCACUUUACAUUCCCUGCUUCAUUCAGAAAGAAUUGCUUAUCGGCAGAAUGGAUAUGUUUGGUUGGGGGAUUUGCUUAUUUAUGAAAUUAGUGUGGAAAGGAAUGCAAUAUGGUCCAAUAUUAAAACUCUGCAGCAUAACAUUGCAUGUGCUGGUGUUCAUGAUGCAUCAGUUGCUUCAGAUGUCCCUUUAUCCAUUUGGCUGAUGUGUGGCCUUCUCAAAUCAAGACACAAUGUCAUCAGAUGGGGAUUUUUGUUUGUUCUAGAAAGACUUCUUAUGAGGUGCAAAUUUUUGCUAGAUGAGAAUGAAAUGCAGCAUUCAAAUGGUAGUGAUACUGGGCAUGUGCACAGAGAUAGCCGCCUUGAGAAAGCUAAUGCAGUGAUAGAUGUAAUGAGUAGUGCCUUAACCCUUGUUUAUCAGAUUAACGAAACAGACCGCAUCAAUAUUUUGAAGAUGUGUGACAUAGUAUUCUCUCAAUUGUGCUUGAGAGUUCCUCCAGCAACUGCAAUGCCAUUUGGAGAUGACUUGCAUCACCAUGGUAGAGUUUUUGGUUGCAUGGAAGAAAAUAAAAAAUUUGAUGUAAACGAGUUUGUCUUUCAAUCAGAGAAUUCUUCUGAUUUUUGUAUAGAAGUUGAUAGUAGAUCCAUCCACAGUAACAACAAUCCUCUUGAUUAUGAGACAGCUUCAAUGGCAGCACUUCUUCUUCAGGGACAGGCUGUCAUUCCCAUGCAGUUAGUUUCACGUGUACCUGCUGCUUUGUUCUAUUGGCCUUUAAUUCAACUUGCUGGUGCAGCAACAGACAAUAUUGCAUUGGGUGUAGCUGUUGGUAGCAAAGGAAGAGGGAACCUGCCUGGUGCUACUUCAGAUAUUCGAUCAGCUCUUCUGUUGCUUCUAAUUGGUAAAUGCACUGCAGAUUCUGCUGCUUUCCUAGAAGUUGGUGGCGAAGAUUUUUUUAGGGAACUUUUGGAUGAUACAGAUUCAAGGGUUGCAUAUUAUUCUUCAGCUUUUCUUUUGAAGCGCAUGAUGACAGAAAAACCAGAAAAGUACCAACACAUGCUUCAAAAUCUUGUUGUCAGAGCUCAACAGAGUAACAAUGAAAAGCUGUUGGAAAAUCCAUACCUUCAGAUGCGAGGCAUACUACAGCUGGCAAAUGAUCUAGGAACUGGUUUAUAGUCUAGUUGUGCACUGUGUUGGAUAUUAUUUUUCUUUGGUUGGAUUCAAUACAUGGUUUAGUGGCUUCCUAUCAUGACUACUGAUGCUCUGCCUUUAGUGACAAACAUUACAUCUUCAAGUUUGAAAUAUGUAGCUGGGAUAUGAAUGAAUGGUUUCUGAGAAGCACAAAGUGCUUACCUGGAUUGUGAAGAUACUUUACUCUUUCUAGAACACUGAUUUUUUGAGUUAAAUGAAUGUGGUGCUGGCGGAGAAAUAAUAACAAAAAGAAUAGAGAAGAACAUCACGAGGACUGUUCAGCUGCUAGUUGAUAUUGGAAAUUUAUUCAGGGUUACCAUGUCAAACGACAAUAUGAAUUUUCCAUUGCCUGUGGGUUUCUGCAUCGAUUUUUCUGGAAAAUGGUGACUACAUUGACAUCUUCUUCCAAGUUUCCAUAUCUACUUUGUACAUGUGUUAUAAUUUGUGGUGGGACUCCUUUGUGGUGAAAUCUAUAAAGUUUCAGAUUCAGCUGAAGGUUCAGGAAGCUAGUAAUUAGAAGUGUUAACUUAGAACAAGUUGAUCAGUGGUUGUCCCUGUUUUAUGGAUGGUGCAAAAUAAAAGCUUCAGCAUAUCUUCAGUUGGUAGCCAUUGCAUUUGCAUAGGCUUAAUGUGAGAGUUUCCAAAGAUCCAUUCUUUGUACAGGAUCUGAUCUUUUCCGAGCCUUCGUAUAAUUUUGGAUUUCUGAAGGCAGCCCUCAUUCUCGCUGGUUGGGUAAGUGUAGCUAGAUAGUUAGAAUCAUGUUUUUCACCUUGUGGUGAUUCACCAUCUUGGCAUCAGCAAAAACAGAAUCAUGGUUUUGUAGGUUUAGUGGCAAAGUGAUGGUGAUUGACCAUAGAUUGGAUGACAAGACUCUUUGAUACCAUUUUUAGGGGCAAUCACAAGAUGUCGAUUUUUUAGGGGCAUCUUCAGUCUCCUGUUUUUUUCUUCCCCUAAAAUUUUCAUGGUAUAUUGUUGACAUUGUAAAUAUGUGAUUAUUUUUGGGGUUUUUUAUUUUUUAUUUUUUCACCAUCACAUCAACUAAUUGCGAUUGUAAAAUGCCUACUGAGAAAAUUGCUUCAUGUAUGGCUGAUGAGAAAUUUUGUUUAAUGUAUGACAUUCAAGGUCUCAUUUAUUUUCAA
Molecule: messenger RNA, 5116 nt
Organism: Humulus lupulus (European hop)
Lineage: Eukaryota; Viridiplantae; Streptophyta; Magnoliopsida; Rosales; Cannabaceae
Exons: 18
Coding region: 312-3962 (1216 amino acids)
Source: RefSeq, a predicted model, not a curated record